UGAAGAUAGAAGGGUCGGUCCAGCAAUUCAGUGAGAUACGGAGAUUCUAUUUCAAAUCACCUUCAUCCCAGGAGGUCAUUCAUUCCAUGUCAAAGAGAAACGAGUCUGGGGAGUGAGAGUGGAGCGAGGGGACAGCAGUUACAAUAUUUGCUCUGUUACUGCUACCGACAGAGGGACUAGAAACUGACGCGGUGGAGCUCAGGGACAUUAAUUUAUCUCAAGCAGUGACCCAACGGCAACGCGGGUGUUGUAAUGGGCAAAUAAUGUGAAGUAUUGUGAGCGGUAGCGACAGUGUGAAGCUGCUGGCUGUCUGGCCGGGCGAUGACUACAGUCAGCGGCCGCAGAAGGGUGGGUACAGAGAGAGAGAGAGGGAGAGAGAGAGAGAGAGGGAGGGAGAGAGAGAUAUAGGAAGUCAGCAACAUCCUCAAAACUGUUACCGGCAGCCCCAGGGCGCGCGCACACACACUCACGCGGGAGUUUCGGCGUCCACCUUCUGUUCUGCCGCUGAGUCGAGCUGAGACGACACUCGGGACAGGACGAGGGAGGGGGAGAGGGAGAGACCGCGGCAGCGCCAGCUUCUCCCGCUCUCUUCACUUCCUCGCUGGGACAUGGCCCGGAGCGGGCGGGCCGGAGCCGAGGAGGCUGCAACCCCGCAGCCGUGCACUGGGAACCGGGUUGUAUGUCCUUCCCACCUGAAUGAGAAUUAGUUCGCUCCUCGCUUCGGGACUCAACGGGAGAAAGGGACGAGGAGCCAUCAGCUCCCCCAUUCAAAUCUCCUUUCCACAAAAAAAGCCUCCCCUCACCGAAAAAGAAAGGUUAAGGAUUUUCUACACGAAAGCAGUGUUAUUUACUUACAGUGUGUUUUAAAACACAAAAGCUUAGGGCCUGUCAGGAGCAGAUUUCUCUCUAGCCUUCAGUAGAAGGUUGAAUGAACGUCUGCUAUGGGAGCUUGUUGACCGAGUUCUUCCCUCGGUGCAGAUGUCAAUGGUUCGCCUGGUGACCUGGGGGUUCGCGUCUCUCGCUCUCCUCGUCUUCCCACUAAGUGCCAUGGGUUGUAUCAACAGCCUCGCCUGCAAGCCGAGGGUGUGCCGGGACUCCAUCUCCCUGCAGGAGGUCUCGGCCAGCAUCGACAGUAACCCCACCAGCAUCGACGAGUCGUCCGACAUCGUGCUGCGCUACCGGACUCCCUACUUCAGAGCCUCGGCGCGGGUCUGCGUGCCCCCGAUCCUCAAGGCGGACACUUGGGUGGUCGGCUGGAUUCAGGCUUGCAACCACAUGGAGUUUCACAACACGUACGGCGAUGUAGGCAUGUCCAGCUGGGAGCUGCCGGAUCUCAGAGAUGGAAAGAUUAAUGCAAUAAGUGACUCUGAUGGAGUGAACUAUCCUUGGUAUGGUAACACCACUGAAACCCACACAAUAGUGGGGCCCACCAGAAGGGAGGUCCGCUUUACCGUCAGCAUGAAUGACAACUUCUACCCGAGCGUCACCUGGGCCAUCCCCGUCAACAAGUCCAACAUACCCCAACUAUCCAGUAUAAAGAGAGACCAAAGCUUCACCACUUGGCUGGUCGCUGCCAAUCAAGAUACAGGUGAGAUUAUCGUCUUGCAAACAAUCAAAUGGAGAAUGAAGCUUCACAUUGCUGUGGAUCCGACAGAAAGCCUGGGACAGCGUGCUGUUCUGAUGGAGCCCAUCAGUCAAGAACAUCCUGUGAUUCUCACCAAGAACGAGCCAAUCCCACACAAUGUAUUAAAGAAACCCAACGCAAAUGAUGCUCAGGUGCUGAUGUGGCGGCCGACUUUUGGGGAAUCGCAGGUAGUCAUUCCUCCGAAGAACUGAAAGAACAAAAUCACUAGCAAUGUGUUGAUGCUCCUGAAAUACAACACAGCACUGGAUGUUCAAAACCAACCUGUGCACUAAUCAUAUAACAACUGCUCUACCUUAAACCAAAACAGUAGAGAACAACAUCACUGUGCUGAAAUCUGAUUUGUUUGCUGAGCUAAAGGCCAUCACACUGUGGGAUCAUCUCAUCUUAAAGACUUUAGCUUUGGCUUCUGGUCCUCUGUUGAAGCAUCGCACAAGUCAAAGAAAUUUUAUUGAAUGUCGGUCAAACCUGGAAUGCAAUUGCACAAUGAACAAUUUUUGCAAAAUUUUGUUUUUGUACUAGAAAAAAAACUAUCUCCUGACCAUGCUGCCUUAAGUUAGCAAAAGCAUCUCAUUGCAAGUAUUUGCCUUAAAAUGUCAAACUGAAUGCUAUUUCAUUAUGACUGCAAUAUGCGAUUGUAAACCAGCCUGCUCUUGAUCUGUGAAUAAUGUUUCUUCAUAAAUAACAUGUUUCAUUUUGUGGUGAGGUCCUGAAAAAGAAUUGUCAAGUGGAACCUAAUUAACCAACCUUAAAAUCUAUUCAUUGAUAGUCAAGAAUAUGAAUGGGAUGUGGUACUGUCCAGAAUGGGGUGAUUUCAAGGAACGGUCAACUCAGAACAAACUGAAGUAGACCACAAUAUUCCAAUAUCCAAGACCCUGAGAACCACCAACAUCUUGGUAGAUUACCAAGAUGUUUUAUACUAUUCUUUCAAUUUUCAUUGGAAAAUAUUUCAUAGACAAUGUAGAUCCAAUGCAUAUUAUUAAUCUAGUACCAUGGAUCAACAGGGUCAGGUUUGAAAAGGCUCCUUCAAAUCCUAUGUUAAUGUUUCUUGUUAAGACCUGAAAGACUAAACCUUCCAGCACUAAGUAGGUGGACUUACAGUAAGAUCGGUUUCUGAUGUGUUUACCACAAGGGUUAUUACAGUUGUUCAUGUGUUUGCAUUUCCCCUUCAACAAUGCUUAUCACAGAACUGCAGAGAACUUACAACACAGAAACCCAUUUGGGUCUAAUUGGUUUGUGAUCAUGUUUAAGUCUCCUUUGUAGGACUUUAUCCAACACUUUUACCAUACCCUUCUACUUCUUCCAGUCUCAUAGGUUUUUCUAGUUUACCCUUAAGUAUAUCUUUGCUGUUGAAUCACUCCAUGAGCUACUGAGCUUCACAUUCUCAUCACUCUGGGAAAACCUGCAUUUCUCCUGAACACCACAGUCGAUUUAUUAGUGAAAAUUUUAUGUUCAUUGCUUGUAAUUUUGGGUCGCUCUGCCUCCUGCACCACAAGUGAAAUAACAUCUCCACAUUGAACUUUAUCAACAUGUUAAAGCCAUCUCGCAGAUCACAGGGAAAGAGGUGAUAGCUGUAAAAUGGUUUAAUGUAAUCCAUAUGACAAUCAGGGUAUUUGUUUAGAAAAUGGUGGCAUCCUCUAUGUCAGACUGAGGUGCCGAUAAUAAUUCAGUGAGUUAAGAUUACGUGCCCCUUAACUUAUUAAUCAGUAUGAAAGAGAAAGUGUUAAGGGCAACCAAUCCUCAAGCCUGCAAAGUUAAUUUAUUCAACUACUUGGCUGUAAGGUUUUUGGAAAUUAUGUAAACUUGAUGAUGUUGCCAUUAUUGUGAAACAUUGCAACAUUUGCACCCUGACAACUGAAUCUAAAAUGGAUCUGUUUUUUUUUGCUGAAGUUGUGAAGGCUACAAGAGAAAAAAAGUUUGAAAAAUAUAAUUAAAAAAGUGAAAUUGCGUACUCUCACUUGUUGUUCCCAUUAUUCUCUGCAUUACACCUUGUGUGGGAAUGAGAAAGAAUUAGAAUUAUUACCUAUCUACAGGCUGUCCCUGGGUAACAAACGGGUUUACUUUUACAAAUGUCCUUCAGAUUGAAAAUACACAUGAUCUGGUAACCAUACCUCCAAGGUAUGUUAAUGGAAUCAAAAGUACAUAGUGCUGUGUAUUUAAUAUUUCAGUAAUAUUUGAAUAAUAUAGUAAAUAUAUUGUUUGAUUAUGUAUUUUUUGUUAUUUACAUAAUUCAUUACGGGUUAUAUGUAAAAGUACGUGAAUGGCAUACGUCAUCACGCCACCAAGUCAUUGGUGCAUGUCUCACUAAAAGUAAAACUGAAAAGUACACACGCUAUUCCAUGAUCCCCUGGGAUCAAUAAAGUAUGACUA
Molecule: messenger RNA, 4012 nt
Organism: Mobula hypostoma (lesser devil ray)
Lineage: Eukaryota; Metazoa; Chordata; Chondrichthyes; Myliobatiformes; Myliobatidae
Gene: fam78ab
Product: family with sequence similarity 78 member Ab
Exons: 2
Coding region: 979-1836 (285 amino acids)
Source: RefSeq, a predicted model, not a curated record